Messenger RNA from Coprinopsis cinerea okayama7#130, 1527 nucleotides. Its product is annotated as 614/534 cytochrome P450. The transcript is spliced from 13 exons. Gene Ontology annotation, molecular function: iron ion binding; heme binding; oxidoreductase activity, acting on paired donors, with incorporation or reduction of molecular oxygen. Bases 1 to 1527 code for a protein of 508 amino acids. NCBI's taxonomy places the organism in Eukaryota, Fungi, Basidiomycota, Agaricomycetes, Agaricales, Psathyrellaceae. The record is from RefSeq and is a predicted model, not a curated record.
AUGUCGUCAAGUUCGUCCAAGUUACUACUCGGUUUGACCGCAUCCCUCGUUGCUUACAGGCUCCUUGCGAAAUGGAGAACCUGGCGCUCAAUUGGAAAACACCCCGGCAACUUCCUCACGUUUGGAUUCGGAAACUUAUUUGCUGUGUUCGCGUUGCCGCCCAUUCGUUGGAUAAGCCCUGGAACCAAUUUCUUCUGGAACGAAAAGCACGCACCAUUCAAGAAAUAUGGAUGGGACAUCUUUUCCAGUUUCUCUAUCUGGCCGGGGGGACUUCAAUACAUCAUUGCAGAUGCUGCUGCAAUCCAGGAAGUGGCAGCCUCUCGGACUCGAUUUCGAAAGCCUGUAGAACUCUACGAACCGGUGCUGAACAUAUUCGGCGCCAACAUUCUUUCAUCCGAGGGGGAAGAAUGGAAGAGAUUUAAAAAGAUAGUAUCCCCAGCUUUUUCUGAGCGAAAUUCGCGGCUCGUAUGGGAUGGGACAACGCAAGUCGUGGCCCAGCUUUUCUCGGACGAAUGGGGAAAUAAAGAUCGGGUUACUCUCGACGAUGUUGCCAAGGACCUCACGUUCCCGAUUGCACUUGCUGUCAUCAGCGCUGCCGGUGGGUUGCCACAGUACUUCUUCUGCGGCUUUGGACAACCGAUCUCUUGGAAGGACGAGGAUCACUGUCCUCCAGGACACAGAGUAUCGUUCAAGCAGGCCCUUCAAAUAGCUGCUCAGAAUCUCGUAGUCCGAGCGGCGUUUCCCAAGGUCAUUCACAAGUCAGUACCAAGUCUGCGAAAGAUAGAUCUGGCUUACGAGGAACUUGAAUCGUACAUGCGAGGCCUCAUCCGGGAACGACUGGACUCUACGGAUAAGGUAGACCGUAACGAUUUGCUGAGUCUCCUAGUCGAGCAUAGCAACGAGGGUACACAAGGAAAAUCUCUGACAGAUGAAGAGGUGAUGGGGAAUGUAUUCGUAUUCCUCAUGGCGGGGCACGAGGGAAGUGAAGAAACGGCCGCUCUCACCCUUUCCUUUGCUUUCGCGUUACUCGCUCUGUACCCGGAAGAACAAGAAGCAGUAUACCAAGAAAUCAAAUCGGAUACAAAUCUCCCGGCAUCCGAAGUGCCGAAGGUUGCGAACGAAGAUACGACUCUAACUACCGGGAACCUGGCUGGCGAGUCUAAGACGAUCCCCGUUCCCAAGGGCACAAGAGUGAGCUUCAGCCUUCCAGGAAUCCACUACAACCCGAGAUACUGGACCGACCCACACGAAUUCAAGCCGGGUCGAUUUCUCGACCCAAACUGGCCUCGGGAUGCAUUCAUACCCUUCAGCGCAGGCCACAGAGCAUGUAUCGGACGACGUUUCUUCGAAGUCGAGGCGAUCGCGGUGAUGGUAAUGGUGCUGUCUCGGUACAAGAUCAUCGUUAAAGAAGACCCUCGAUUUGCUGCUGAGACCUGGGAAGAGAAGAGGGCGAGAGUUCUUGCGUGCAAGGCCACGGGAGUGACAUUGAGCCCAAAACGGGUUCCCUUGACCUUCAUCAAGCGCUGA